GUAUGUGGUCGCUGUGCGCUGUGUUUUGAAUAGAUAGCCACCGCUCAGCUGAUUUAAAACGGGAUGGAAGAGGAGGCAGACACCGGUGUUCCCUCGCGGGUCGAGAGGAAGGCUUUGCAAAAGGCAAAAAUACUUCAGAGAGAAACCGAAAGGAAGAUUUUCAGACUGGUGGGAAAAGCCCUGAAGAAACCUGAGAGUGAGCGGUCCGAGGAGGAGGCUGCUGUGUUACUGCUACACAGAGGAACUGUAGAGGAGCUCUGCAAGAGACAAGUCCGCAGAAAUGGGCUGAAGAGGAAGCAGGAGGAGGUGUUUGAUGAGGCUGAUGAGCUGAGGAGUAAAGUGAGACAGCUCGCUGCGGCAGUGAAGCAAGCAAAGCACCUGGUGGUAUACACUGGAGCCGGCAUCAGUACUGCAGCUUCUAUCCCAGACUACAGGGGGCCUAAUGGAGUGUGGACACUGCUGCAGAAAGGACGGUCAAUCAGUUCGUCUGACCUGAGUAAAGCUGAGCCGACCCUCACACACAUGUGCGUUAGGAUGCUACAUAAGGAAAAGCUGUUACAGCAUGUUGUUUCUCAGAACUGUGACGGGCUUCACUUGCGUAGCGGGCUACCCAGACAUGCCCUGUCUGAGCUUCAUGGAAACAUGUUUAUUGAGGUGUGUACAUCCUGUAGCCCGGUCAAGGAGUAUGUGCGUUUAUUUGACGUGACGGAGCGAACAUCCCUGCACCGCCACAUGACAGGCCGCUGGUGCAGCCACUGUGGAAGUGAACUCAGGGACACCAUUGUGCAUUUUGGGGAGCGAGGAACCCUGGAGCAGCCUCUCAACUGGAAGGGAGCGGCAGAGGCUGCAGAGACGGCCGAUGUUAUCCUCUGCUUAGGCACCAGUCUAAAGGUGCUGAAGAAAUACGCUUGUCUGUGGUGCAUGAACAAACCAGCAAGCAAAAGGCCAAAACUAUACAUUGUCAACCUCCAGUGGACACCAAAAGAUGAUCUGGCUGCACUGAAAAUGAAUGGCAAGUGUGAUGAUGUCAUGAGGCUCCUGAUGGAGGAACUGAACAUCCAGGUGCCAGGGUACGACAGGGCGAAGGACCCCGUCUUCAGUCUAGCUGUACCUCUGCGGCAGGAAGAGGUGGACAGCCAUACUCGUGAGGUCAUCGCUCGUCUUGAUGUGCAGGAGGACUGCGUACCUGACUCUGGAGAGCAGGCAGAAGAAGCCACAGCUGUGCAGGGCGGCUGGUUCGGUCGAGGCUAUGGCAAGGGAAGGAGGAAGAAGAAGAAAAAAGCUGCAUGAUCAAGCAGACUUUAAAGAAGCAUACGAUGUAGUGAAGUAUGCCAAGUGAUCAAUCACAAAGAGGGAUUACGUUUCAUACCCAUACUGAGUAGAAGUUGGUCUAGGGUGCUGUUUGGCCCUUUUUGCUGAGUUGGUUUCUAGCCACAGGCGGUGUGUGUUAAGGGAAACUUAAGAACAUUUUGAAAAUGGCACUUUGCACCAAACAUUUAUUAUUUUAUACCAAAUACAGAGUAAAAGUAGCUUGAGUUUAUGCAACAUAAUGUAGAUUUGGUAUUUUGGCCAUUUGGAGUGCAAUGCAACAAGUGUGACAGUUGUGAGAUUUUAAUGAAAAUAUAUCAAAAGGUCCAAAGAGAGUUUUGAAACCACUCCUGCAGCAUUAGGAAUGUUUAUGUGUACGAGUAUGUCACAAACACUUUAAUGACAUAAUGUUUUUACAUCCUUUGAAGCCAACUGGUGUAGGGCUGAACGGUUAAUCGAUUUUAAAUCGAAAUCGCGAUUUCAAAUGAUGCAAUUAUCAAAUUGCAAAGCCUGCGAUAUUUUUUUUUUUUUUUUUAAAGAAAAUCGCAAUUAGAUUAUUUCCCAAAAUCGUGCAGCCCUAAACUGGUGGCGAAUUAUCCUCAUAACAUCAUGUUUUUUGUGCCAUUCAUCAACCUUACUGUAAUAUGUGUUUACCAAGUUGUUUGGUUUGAGCACAAGCUAGACGUAAAUCAUGAGUAAAGGUACCUUUCAGUGUUUAUAAGUGGAAAAUGCCAAUACAACAUCAGUAGCGUUCAAAUGGCCAAUUAUUGAUUGCGGUGCUGCAACAGCUUUUACUGAGAAGAGAUUUAUAAGGUUUUCUACAUGUAUCACUUGAGUAAAAUAUAUUUUUUUCUAGUAUUUUUCAGAUGUUUAAAGUGUGCAUUGUUGAAUUUACUUUUUAUGAGUUUGUUUUCUAUUGUUUUAAAGGUAUUUUUGUUAACUUAACUAUUUCCUGUUCUAACAGUCACCUCUCAUUCUGCUGUCAUUCAUCCUCAAGUUUGCAGCUACUACUGCGCCUGGUUGAAGAUGUAGAAAUGGCCUAUGUUUACAUUUUUAUGCAGACACUUUAACAAAAAUGUUAAAAGGAAAGCUUUUUGUUAAAUGUAUACCUUUGAUUACCUGUUAGUUUGUAUCAUGUCAAGUUUUUGUUUACUUGAGUCAUUGUAAACAUCCAAAUAUGUAUCUCUUAAUUUGUCUCCAUCCAUGGAGAUCCAGUAGUAAUUAUGUCAUCCUGUACAGUUUAGUGUCAGAGGUUAUUAAAGACUGGCCUUAACACAAUUGAUAAUGAUUUAUUAAUUCAUUAAUAUCUUGGUCUUUAGAUCUGACUUGGCAGUACUGUAGCUUAACCUUGACCUUUAUUAUCUUAUUUGUGCAAGUUGAUGGUUUUGCCUGUUUGUUUUUUGUAUUAACUUUUGUUCAACUUAUUUAAUAAAACAUUUUCUGUUUAUCUCUUAAAUGGAAAACACUAACCUAA
Molecule: messenger RNA, 2782 nt
Organism: Trematomus bernacchii (emerald rockcod)
Lineage: Eukaryota; Metazoa; Chordata; Actinopteri; Perciformes; Nototheniidae
Gene: sirt7
Product: sirtuin 7
Exons: 10
Coding region: 64-1290 (408 amino acids)
Molecular function (GO): NAD+ binding
Source: RefSeq, a predicted model, not a curated record